CUGCGAGUCGGGCUGUUGCAGCGUUGUGGUAGGUGGUCCGCGCUGCUCCAGCUCCAGUUCAGCAAGCCUUGGCCGGGGUCUUGCUGUUCUCGCCGCAGCCUACGCCGUCGCCGCCGCCGCCUCCGCCGCCUCCGCCUGCUGGGCUGCUCUGCGGGAACAUGGUGUGCUUCCGCCUCUCCCCGGUUCCGGGCUCGGUGCUCAUCCUGCUGGGCUUCGUCCUGGGUGCGGUCCCGUCUUAUGCAUUUGAGCUUAAUUUGACAGAUGCAAAGAAUGUCACUUGCUUUUAUGCAAAAUGGCAGAUGAAUUUCACAAUAAACUAUGAGACUACAAACAAAGAUAACAAAACUAAAACCAUUUCAGAUGGUUCAGAAGGCAAUACAACAUCUGAUGAAAGCACUUGUGGGAAUGGACAGAAUGUUACCAAAAUCAAGAUGAAAUUUGGACCUAGUGUUUCUUGGAUUGUGAAUUUUACCAAGAUGUCUACUAAUUAUUUAAUUGAAGGCAUCUCAUUUUCCUACAACACUUCAGAUAACAACACAUUUCCUUUUGCUCAAGAUAAAGGACUUCUUAAGAGUGAUUACCAUAUGAACUUAACAGUUCCACUGGAUGAGAUCUAUAGGUGCAAUAGUUUAUCAUAUGUAGCAAAUGAUAAUGUUGUCCAGUACUUUUGGGAUGUUCACUUUCAAGCUUUUGUCCAAAAUGGCACAGUGAGCACAAAAGAAUAUCUGUGCUAUCAAGAUAGAAGUACAACCACCGUGACGCCCAUUGCUCCCACCACCACACCUGCCCCUACAACACCUGCUCCAAAGGAAAAACCAGAGGUUGGAAACUAUUCGGUCAAGAAUAGCAAUGUCACAUGUCUUCUGGCUACCAUGGGACUGCAGCUGAACAUCACUGAUGAGAAGGUUGCUACGGUUAUUAACAUCAACCCCAAUGUAACGGACUUCACUGGCAGCUGCCAUCCUCAGACUGCUCUACUUAGGCUGAAUAGCAGUAACAUUCAUUAUCUGGACUUUGUCUUUGAGAAAAAUGAAAACCGAUUCUAUCUGAAAGAAGUGAAUGUCAGCAUAUCUUUAACUAAUGGCUCUGUUUUCAACAUGGAAAAUAAUAAUCUUAGCUUUUGGGAUGCCCCACUGGGAAGUUCGUACAUGUGCAACAAAGAGCAGACUGUUCCAGUGUCUGGAACAUUUCAGAUAAAUACCUUCGAUCUCAGGGUUCAGCCUUUUAAUGUGAUGGAAGGAAAAUAUUCUACAGCGCAAGACUGCAGUGCAGAUGACGACAACUUCCUUGUGCCCAUAGCGGUGGGAGCAGCCUUGGCAGUAGUUCUUAUCCUAGUGUUGCUGGCUUACUUUAUUGGUCUCAAACGCCAUCAUGCUGGAUAUGAGCAGUUUUAGAACUGACAAUCUGAUCGGUUAUAUAAAAUCCAUGUACUUAACAAGAUUUCCUUGCCUCUCAGUUUGCAAACACCUUCCUCCUUAAAACUGCUAAUGUUGAAACGUUUAAUUCUUUAAAUCAGUUUCAGAUUUUUGAGAUAAGUCUUUAUAAUAAAAAUUGUUCUCUUUGAUCUGCUUAAAAUAAAAAUGUUAUUUCCUGGUCCUGAAGGCAAACUUUGUUAAGGAAAACAUCGGUGUGCAGUGUUUUAAGGUCUGUCUUAAAAAGCCUUGAUCAAAUUUUGAUCCUAGCCUCAGGUGCCUUUAAUUUAUUAACAUGGACACUAUUCGAAUAAAAUAUGUAGUUAUUAAUGGAAUUAAUAAAUAUUGUCCAACUACCGAUGUUCUGUUUCAGUGUAUGAAAAGUAUUCUAAUGUACACU
Condylura cristata (star-nosed mole) is the source of this 1812-nucleotide messenger RNA. It is a transcript of the gene LAMP2, whose product is annotated as lysosomal-associated membrane protein 2. Bases 159 to 1394 code for a protein of 411 amino acids. The transcript is spliced from 9 exons. Gene Ontology annotation, cellular component: membrane. Lineage: Eukaryota; Metazoa; Chordata; Mammalia; Eulipotyphla; Talpidae. The record is from RefSeq and is a predicted model, not a curated record.